ACCGCUGGCGCUGAGGAGACAAACAGCGAAGCCGACUUGGUUUUAGCUCACAAUCUGUGCUGCAGCUCGUCGGUCAACUUUCCGCUUCAACCUGAUAUGAACGUUAGAGCUCCUCUGGUCAGGCCAUCCAGAUAAAGGUUUACUGAAACGGGAAGCAGAGGCCUAAAUAUCUCAGAGUUGGAAUCCAUCAGUGCUGAGCCGUCUGUCUUCGCUGCACUAGGAUCCGUGAGGCUGGGAAAAACAACAGCCAGCCACCCGCAAGCUCCACCCGACCCACCAUGAUGGCAUCCAGUGAUGUAGACAGCAGAGCUGAUGGUUCUCUCUUCUCUGACCAAAACCCCUCAGAAUUGGAUGCCCUGUGUCCGUCUCCUCCUGGUCCAUCAAGACCUCAGCGGAACUAUGAGCGGAUUGGAGGAAGAGCCGGAACCUCUUUCUGUCAGACUCUGAUCCAUCUUCUGAAAGGGAACAUUGGUACCGGUCUGCUGGGGCUGCCUCUGGCUGUGAAGAAUGCAGGCCUGGUGCUUGGACCCAUCAGUCUCCUGGUCAUGGGAGUCAUUGCGGUCCACUGCAUGAAGCUCCUGGUCAAAUGUUCCCACCACCUCAGUGACAAGAUGAAUCGGCCGUCUAUGAGCUACGGAGAAGUGAUGCAGUACGGGAUGGAGAACGUGUCAUGGCUGAGGAGGCAUUCACAAUGGGGAAGGUGGACGGUGAACUUGUUCCUUAUCAUCACCCAGAUGGGUUUCUGCUGCGUCUAUUUCGUCUUCCUCAGUGACAAUGUCAAGCAGGUGGUGGAAGCAGCAAACGCCACCACAUUCAUCUGCCCGGUGAACCACACCAACCAGACGGACGUCCUGGUUCCCAGUUUUGACUCUCGUAUCUACAUGCUAAUCUUCCUGCCCUUCGUCAUCCUCCUGGUUUUCACUCCCGACCUGAAGUACUUGGCUCCGCUCUCUCUCAUCGCAAACCUGGUCAUGACCGCCAGUCUGAUUCUGAUCUACAUCUAUUCUCUCAUGAACAUCACGUACCCCAUUGAUCUACCAAAGGUUGGCCGAUGGAAGGACUAUCCUCUGUUUUUUGGGACGGCCAUCUUUGCCUUUGAAGGGAUCGGAGUGGUCCUUCCACUGGAAAAUAAAAUGCAAAAGCCGCAGAGAUUCACCGAGGUUCUGUAUCUGGGCAUGGGCAUCGUCACGUUCCUCUACAUCAGCCUCGGCACCAUCGGCUACAUGUGCUUUGGAGAGCACAUAGGUGGAAGCAUCACUUUAAAUCUGCCAAACUGCUGGAAGUACCAGGCUGUAAAACUCCUGUACUGUUUCGGCAUCUUCAUCACUUUUGCCCUGCAGUUCUACGUUCCUGCAGAAAUCCUGAUACCGUCGGUUUUGGCCCGUGUGACGGAGAGAUGGCAAAGGACUGUUGAUCUGUUGCUUCGUGCACUUCUGGUCAUCAUCACAUGUCUUCUCGCCAUCCUGAUACCUGAGCUGGAUCUCGUCAUUUCAUUGGUUGGCUCUUUCAGCAGCAGUUUCCUUGCUCUCAUCUUCCCGCCUAUCCUGGAGAUACUAGCCUUUCGAACAGAGGGUCUAUCACCACUGAAAACUACGAAGAACGUGAUCAUCAGUGUGGUGGGGAUUGUGGGCUUCAUAUUAGGAACGUACGUUGCCAUUGUGGAAAUCGUUGCUCGAAAUACUAGCAAACAUCAAGAGACAUUCAACACCUACAUGGUGCAGUGAAAUAGACUGUUGGGCCAUUUUGGGCCCCUUUAAACCCAUGUAGGGAACAUUUUUAUUCUGUUUUUAUUUGCUGCUGUUGUAAACAUAUUUUAAUGUAAUUAUGUCACUAAUGUGUGAAAGGGUAACAUUAAAUGAAUAACCGCCAUUAGUGAAAUCCAAAAACCUAUUGUAAAUACCUUCAUGUUGAAGAUGACUUCCUGAUUUUAAGAGAUUAGAGAUGUUUUAGAGGUAAUUAAUCUUAUUUAAAGGGUGAUAUUGAUGUAAAAUUCAAGUCAACAGAUAAAACUACCUCAAUAAUUGCUUUUGGUUUUAACUCCCAGAUAAUGAGCAGAUUAACAAUUGGUUUGGUUGUUUUUUUACUCACCCAAAAAGCUUAAAGUUUACAGCUUUGAUGGUUUUAAUUACCUUCUGACAUCUAAACAGAAAUUAAUUAUUGAUAAGAGAAAAAUGCACUUUGAUUUAUGCCUUACUGAUUCAAACUCUGCACUACUUUCACAGUUUUUGGUGACAAGUUCAUUAGAGUUGAAAUUGAGGGUUUUUGUGCUGAACCCUUAAAUAUUUCAGGAAAAACUUGUGCUUUUUAUCAUCAGUUAUCAAAUCCAUAGUUGUAUCUCUAGUCACCAGUUUAAAACAUUAAACACAUUAUGUUAAACUAAUAACAGCUGGCCGUACAAAAGCUCUAACAUACUAUUUUAUCCCACAAUUUAAAAAAAAUACAAAUCCAGAGACUCUUUGCUCAGUGGUAGAAGGGGUGUAAAAACUGUUUCAAUAUUAGUGAAAGUAGAUUAAAUUUUCUGCCCUCUUUUGAGCUAAAUUUACAUUAUGCGGAAUUUCAAUGUGUCUCAGUCCGAAUAGGAGUUUUUGAAUAGCUUUUACAGCUGCACAAUUACAGAUUUAAUGCAGCUUAGGCUUUACCCUUUUGAACUAUUCAGAAUUCUAUUUUGCAUUUUAUUAUUAUUUUUUUUAUGUCAACACCUUCACUUCCACAUGUAUGUCUUAUGAUUUGGGUAAUCUGCAUUCACACAGUUUGCUUAUUGGGCAUUUUUUCACAAAAAUCAUUUGAUUCAACAGAAAAAAAAAGCCCUCUAAUCAUAAGCUUGAUUUAUUGCUCUGGUUUUUCAAAGUGAGUGAUGUUCCUAGUGACUGUUAAUUGAUCCCACGGCCAAAGACAACCUGCGACGUAAAUCAAGCAGUAAUGUUUUCUGGGAUAAUCAUGCAGUGUGACUCCAGCUGCAGACGUCUGAUUAUUGUCACCCUGACAUGAGCGCUUCUGUAUCAAACUCGUUUCCUGCUUCCUUCUUUCCUCUUUUCAGAACGAUUUUAUAAUCAGUUCAAUAACAGCUGUAACGUGUUGUUAUUUUAUUGAUGGACUAAUAUCUCACGUUUGUGUGGCAGAAGCCCUGUUGUCCUCUCUUUAAAGUUUCUUCAAAUAUGCUGUAGCCUAGCUGGAAACAAAUCGCUAUUUUGACAAACCACCUGACAUGUUUGACCUUGUCACAUCAGCUUUACUUCCUUUCUUUAGUUUUCAAAUAUUAGUGGUGAUUCAUUGGAUAAAAAAGGAAUGUAUCCCAGCCAAAUAAUGUCAUUAAAAAGGCUAUUAGUGAAUUUUAAUAUAAAAUCAACCAAGAUUUCUGUCUGACAAGAGAUUGUAAAUCCUUCCAUGCAGCUUUAAAAGUCUGACCAGAAAUUCCAGCGAGGAUUUGAUAAGAUUCAAGAUAAAAAGCACAAUGACCUAAAACUAUAAAACACAACUAGACAUUAGUCCAAACUGUUUUAGACUAAGGAGACAUGGUUCUAAAUUAAACAUGAGCUCUUCUGUGUCUUCAAAAUCUUUUUCUUUUUUUUUUCUUUUUUUAUUGUGUUUUUAUGUUUUUACUAACAGUCUUACUGUUUAAUGAUAUUUUUUUUUUACCUGUACCUAACUCUACUGGUUGGUUCAACCACAGACAGUCUGUCCAUUCAAAGAUGAUUCAUCUGCAGUGUUGAUCAGAUCAAAUGUAACAUGUACUGUAAGUUCACUGUAAAGCUUCUGCACUGUAGUGCAUCUCUAGUGUUUAUGUGGCAGUAUCAAACAGAUCAAUUUACAGCAUUUAAUAAAAAACCUUUUAGAAAUUAUAAAAAAAAAUAUAUCCAAAAGCCUUAUAUGUAUUAAAAACUUAGGGUUUUUUUUUUUUUUUUCUGUCCAUGUGGAGUUAUACUCAUUAGUUGCACAUGUCAUGUUGGGCUCAGUAAUCAUUAGAAAAUUCAUCAUUUAGGUUUGCAGAAAAUUAUGUCAGUUGAAAAUAUAAAUCUACAUCUUCCUGACAAGCUGCAGACUCUUUAACAGAGCGCAUUUUCAGAGUUUUGUGCUGAACACUUAAACAGGUUGAAAACACGUUUUUACUUCAGCACUCUGUAAUUUCUUCAUUCCUUCCU
Messenger RNA from Cyprinodon variegatus (sheepshead minnow), 4139 nucleotides. It is a transcript of the gene slc36a1, whose product is annotated as proton-coupled amino acid transporter 1-like. Bases 279 to 1724 code for a protein of 481 amino acids. Gene Ontology annotation, molecular function: glycine transmembrane transporter activity; L-alanine transmembrane transporter activity; L-proline transmembrane transporter activity. The record is from RefSeq and is a predicted model, not a curated record. Gene Ontology annotation, cellular component: vacuolar membrane. NCBI's taxonomy places the organism in Eukaryota, Metazoa, Chordata, Actinopteri, Cyprinodontiformes, Cyprinodontidae. The transcript has 12 exons. Gene Ontology annotation, biological process: proton transmembrane transport; L-alanine transport; glycine transport.